UCGGCUCGAGGCCCUACCCACGCUGGGUGGGACUAGCAGGGCUGGUUUGCUGCGCGGCUGCAGGAUGCCCCUGCGCUGACCGCCUGGGGCCCGCGCCUGCCGGCUCUAAUGCGGCCGACCUCGCACCACCAUGUAAGCGGCACCUGCAAGUGGACGCUGGCUUCUCCGCCCGGGACCCCUGCGCCCUGCCUCGGGCCCCGGGCCCCUCGAUGACCUCAGGACACACCAUGCUGACCGGAGUGACAGAUGGUUUCUUCUGCUGCCUGCUGGGGACGCCCCCCAACGCUGUGCGGCCACUGGAGAGCGUCGAGUCCAGUGACGGCUAUACGUUUGUGGAAGUCAAGCCUGGCCGGGUGCUGCGGGUGAAGCAUGCCGGCCCCGCGCCGAUCCCCACGCCACCACCGCCUCCGCCUCCCGAAGACGAUCCUGGGGUCAAGACUGGCCUUGUGCGCUGCCAGCGCCGCAUCACGGUGUACCGUAAUGGGAGGCUGGUGGUGGAGAACCUAGGCCGCGCACCACGCGCCGACCUGCAAGGCCGCAGUGGCUCUGGGGACCCGCCUGCGGCGCUCGAGGUGGAGCUGGCGGAGCCUGCUGGGGGCGACGCCCGGGCCACCCCAGGCAGUGGGCGGCGACGGCGCCCCCGGCGUCCCAAGAGGACGAUCCACAUCGACUGCGAGCAGCGCAUCACCAGCUGCAAGGGUGCGCAGGCUGACGUGGUGCUGUUCUUCAUCCACGGUGUGGGCGGCUCACUCGCCAUCUGGAAGGAGCAGCUGGACUUCUUUGUGCGACUUGGCUAUGAGGUGGUGGCACCUGACCUGGCGGGCCACGGAGCCAGUUCUGCCCCGCAGGUGGCAGCUGCCUACACCUUUUAUGCACUUGCAGAGGACAUGCGGGCCAUCUUCACGCGCUACGCCAAGAAACGCAACGUGCUCAUUGGCCACUCUUAUGGGGUCUCCUUCUGUACUUUCCUGGCCCACGAGUACCCAGAUCUUGUACACAAAGUGAUCAUGAUUAACGGUGGAGGCCCCACGGCGCUGGAGCCCAGCCUCUGCUCCAUCUUCAACAUGCCCACGUGCGUCCUGCACUGCCUGUCGCCCUGCCUGGCCUGGAGUUUCCUCAAGGCCGGCUUUGCCCGCCAAGGGGCUAAAGAGAAGCAGCUGCUGAAGGAGGGUAACGCGUUCAGUGUGUCCUCCUUCGUGCUGCGGGCCAUGAUGAGCGGCCAGUACUGGCCUGAGGGCGACGAGGUCUACCAUGCAGAACUGACGGUGCCGGUGCUGCUGGUGCACGGCAUGCAUGACAAGUUCGUGCCGGUGGAGGAGGACCAACGCAUGGCUGAGAUCCUACUGCUGGCCUUUCUCAAGCUCAUCGAGGAAGGCAGUCACAUGGUGAUGCUGGAGUGUCCCGAGACGGUCAACACGCUGCUCCACGAGUUCCUGCUGUGGGAGCCGGAGCCCGAAGCCGAACCAAAGCCCGAGCCGCAGCCGCCGCAGCCAGAGACGGCUCCAGGGGAGGAGAAGUGACCAGCGGCCUCAGGUCUCCUGGAUCUUGAGUAGCUGAGGCUCCCUUAGACUAGGCAUGGGCUGGAUGGGUGGGGCCUCACGCCAGUGGGCGGGGCCUGGAUAGACUACGCCCCAGGGCGGGCUGGGCGCAGCCAGUGUUGGAGACUCCGUGCCCAGUGCAGUCACCGCGUCCUCUCCAGGCGUGACCACAGGGCGUGACCUUGUAUAGAGCCCCCUCCCUACCUUCCUCGAUGCUGCAGCGGGUGGGCUGCCACCCCCACUCGGUCUUCCCCUCUGCUGUGCUCCACUUCGCACUGGGAAGCCCCAAGGGGAGCCCUGGGGAGGGGCUUCCGUCCUGUCCGGGGAGACCCGCCGCACCACCCCAUUGCUUGGGACUGGAAGCUGGGCCCCCAAGAAGGGAGGGGCUGGAGCCACAAAUCCCCGCACAUGGCAACUUGUAACUCAAUUAAAAAAGUGACAAUCCAAAGUGGCCUCCAA
Molecule: messenger RNA, 1997 nt
Organism: Onychomys torridus (southern grasshopper mouse)
Lineage: Eukaryota; Metazoa; Chordata; Mammalia; Rodentia; Cricetidae
Gene: Abhd8
Product: abhydrolase domain containing 8
Exons: 5
Coding region: 210-1520 (436 amino acids)
Molecular function (GO): catalytic activity
Source: RefSeq, a predicted model, not a curated record